AUGUUGCAACUGGGUUAAUGUCAAAUCUGUACAUAGCGGAACAGAAUGGCUCUGGUGGCGGUUCAAACGACAUGGAAGAGGAGUUUCAGAGGGUACGGAUGUACAAAAGUUCAAGGCUGGUCAACAAACGAGGAGGCCACACGGACACGGCUCGACCACCACUCAUCCUUUUUUUGGGGACCUUCGUGAGGGAAACCAACUCUUAGCCAAUGACCGUUUCCAAUAACAGAAGAACAUGGAGAAGAGCGGUAACCUGUUUGACAAGCAAAUGGAGUCACCGAGAUCUCCCACGAGGCUGCAGAGGCAAGCACCAACGGCUCUGCAGCUUGAUCACUCGGCUCAUAACCAGUUUUCACCGUCUAGCGCCAUAGAGGGGACGGCUAUUCCAUUGCUUUCGCCUCUCUAUGUGCCUCCGAGACUUUCAUCUUCGCUCCGAGAGGGAGAAGAGUUCAGGUUUCACGUGGGCGGGAACGGCUGUCCUGACCCGAAGGGCUCUCAUCUGGGAGAGUGGCAACAUCCGGCAAUGUCCGACCAUUCUGAGCAGAUGGCUCUCUUGACUAUGUUUCAGACCAAGUUUGUGCUUGUGAAUGAUUCACGUUGAGGGCUUUUUCCAGUUUUGGGG
Molecule: messenger RNA, 622 nt
Organism: Tarenaya hassleriana
Lineage: Eukaryota; Viridiplantae; Streptophyta; Magnoliopsida; Brassicales; Cleomaceae
Exons: 4
Coding region: 236-601 (121 amino acids)
Source: RefSeq, a predicted model, not a curated record